CUCUCACGUCCCAACUCGGGAGGAGCGCCACCGGUCGGUUGAAAUAAUUCCCCCCGUUCUCGGCCAAAAUGGAGGAGCUUCCUCGCCUUUUAAAGGGAGCACAUAUCGCACGCGUGUUACAACCGUGAGAGCUGACCCCCGUUUCAAUGGAAAGGCGUUAAACUGCGGUGGCACUGAUCCGUAAAGACGCUUGGGAUUAACGUUUCUCGGGAUUUUUGUCCGUUCCGGUGCAGCGCGCAGUGAUGAGUGCGGGAGAGGCGCUGGAUGAGGCUGCGAAGGACGCGGCAGACAUAGCGGCGUUUUUCAAAUCCGAUUGCUCUCUUCCCAAAUGUGAUCCCAAACUGGACGGCCCGGCUCAAACUCCAGGGUUCCAUCGCAAUGAGGACAUGAAAGCGAUCGAUGUUCUCCCCAUCCUCAAGGAGAAAGUCGCCUUCCUCUCAGGGGGGAGGGACAGACGCGGCGGGCCCAUCCUCACCUUCCCCGCGCGGAGCAACCAUGACAGAAUGCGACCUGAGGACCUACGGAGGCUCAUAGCAUACCUGGCCACCAUCCCCAGCGAGGAUGUGGCGAGACAUGGCUUCACGGUCAUCGUGGACAUGCGCGGCUCCAAGUGGGACAGCAUCAAGCCCCUGCUGAAGAUCCUGCAGGAGUCCUUCCCCUCCUGUAUCCACGUCGCCCUCAUCAUCAAGCCCGACAACUUCUGGCAGAAGCAGAGGACCAACUUCGGCAGCUCCAAGUUUGAGUUUGAGACGGUGAUGGUGUCCUUAGAGGGCCUGAACAAGAUAGUGGACCCCUCCCAGCUGACAGCUGACUUUGAGGGCAGCCUGGAGUACAACCAUGAGGACUGGAUUGAGGUGCGGCUGUCCUUCGAGACGUUCGCGGGCGACGCGGCCCGCGCCCUGUCGCGCCUGGAGGAGCUCCAGGAGACCCUCUCCCAGCGGGACCUGCCCCGGGACCUGGAGGGGGCCCGCCGGCUGAUGGAGGACCACGCGGGGCUCAAGAAGCGGGCCACCAAAGCCUCCGUGGAGGAGCUGGACGCCCAGGGGAAGAGGCUGCUGCAGAGGCUGCAGACCCUCACCGCCAGUACCACUGCUGGCGGCGGCGGCGGUGUGGUCUGCGCCGGAGACGGUAGCUAUGGUAACCGAGGAGGCGGAGCGAGCGGCGACGCCAACGACUACCACCACCUCCUCCAGCAGCACCACCCGCCUCACCACGGCGGGGGGGUGGAGGUGUACCAGAGGCACGCCGACGCCCACCACCUGGCCGGCAGCGUGACGGGCGUGCUGGAGAAGCUGCACGGCACGCGGCAGCACCUGCAGCAGCUCUGGCACAUGAGGAAGCUGAAGCUGGACCAGUGCUUCCAGCUCCGUCUGUUUGAGCAGGACGCCGAGAAGAUGUUUGACUGGAUCAUGCACAACAAGGGCCUCUUCCUGACCAGCUACACGGAGAUCGGCAGGAACAACCAGCACGCCGUGGAGCUGCAGACACAGCACAACCACUUCGCCAUGAACUGCAUGAACGUGUAUGUGAACAUCAACCGCAUCAUGUCGGUGGGGAACCGGCUGCUGGAGUCUGGCCACUACGCCUCCCAGCAGAUCCAGCAGAUCUCGGGUCAGCUGGAGGCGGAGUGGAAGGCCUUCGCCGCGGCGCUGGACGAGCGCAGCACGCUGCUGGAGAUGUCCGCCAGCUUCCACCAGAAGGCCGACCAGUACAUGGGCAACGUGGAGCCGUGGUGUAAGGCCUGUGGCGAGGGCGAGCUGCCCUCAGAGCUGCAGGACCUGGAAGAUACCAUCCACCACCACCAGGGGCUGUAUGAGCACGUCACCACCGCAUACUCAGAGGUGAGCCAGGACGGGAAGUCCCUGCUGGACAAGCUCCAGCGCCCGCUGACCCCCGGCAGCACAGACUCCCUGACGGCGUCGGCCAACUACUCCAAGGCGGUGCACCACGUGCUGGACAUCAUCCACGAGGUGCUGCACCACCAGCGGCAGCUGGAGAACAUCUGGCAGCACCGCAAGGUGCGCCUGCACCAGCGCCUGCAGCUCUGCGUCUUCCAGCAGGACGUCCAGCAGGUGCUGGACUGGAUCGAGAACCACGGCGAGGCCUUCCUCAGCAAGCACACCGGGGUGGGCAAGUCCCUGCACCGUGCCCGCGCCCUGCAGAAGAGGCACGAGGACUUUGAGGAGGUCGCCCAGAACACCUACACCAACGCGGACAAGCUGCUGGAGGCGGCGGAGCAGCUGGCCCAGACGGGGGAGUGCGACCCGGAGGAGAUCUACCAGGCCGCCCACCAGCUGGAGGACCGCAUCCAGGACUUUGUGCGGCGCGUGGAGCAGCGCAAGGUGCUGCUGGACAUGUCCGUGGCCUUCCACACGCACGUCAAAGAGCUGUGGACGUGGUUGGAGGAGCUGCAGAAGGAGCUGCUGGACGACGUGUAUGCCGAGUCGGUGGAGGCGGUCCAGGAGCUGAUCAAGAGGUUCGGCCAGCAGCAGCAGACCACGCUGCAGGCCACGGUCAACGUCAUCAAGGAGGGGGAGGACCUCAUCCAGCAGCUCAGGGACUCGGCCAUCUCCAGCAACAAGACACCCCACAACAGCUCCAUGGCGCACAUCGAGAGCGUGCUGCAGCAGCUGGACGAGGCCCAGGCCCAGAUGGAGGAGCUCUUCCAGGAGAGGAAGAUCAAGCUGGAGCUCUUCCUCCAGCUGCGCAUCUUCGAGAGGGACGCCAUCGACGUGAUCUCGGACCUGGAGUCAUGGAACGAGGAGCUGUCCCAGCAGAUGGGCGAGUUUGACACAGAGGACCUGCCCCUGGCAGAGCAGCGUCUGCAGCACCACGCCGACAAGGCCCUCACCAUGAACAACCUCACCUUCGACGUCAUCCACCAGGGCCAGGAGCUGCUGCAGUAUGUCACCGAGGUGCAGGCGUCCGGCGUGGAGCUGCUGUGCGACCGCGACGUGGACAUGGCCACGCGGGUGCAGGACCUGCUCGAGUUCCUCCACGAGAAGCAGCAGGAGCUGGACCUGGCGGCGGAGCAGCAUCGCCGCCACCUGGAGCAGUGCGUCCAGCUGAGGCACCUGCAGGCCGAAGUCAAGCAGGUGCUGGGCUGGAUCCGGAACGGGGAGUCCAUGCUGAACGCCGGGCUGAUCACAGCCAGCUCCCUGCAGGAGGCGGAGCAGCUGCAGAAGGAGCACGAACAGUUUCAGCACGCCAUCGAGAAGACCCACCAGAGCGCCUUGCAGGUCCAGCAGAAGGCUGAGGCCCUACUGCAGGCCAACCACUACGACAUGGACACCAUCCGGGACUGUGCUGAGAAGGUGGCCGACCACUGGCAGCAGCUGAUGCUGAAGAUGGAGGACAGACUUAAGCUGGUCAACGCGUCGGUGGCCUUCUACAAGACCUCCGAGCAGGUGUGCAGCGUGCUGGAAAGCCUGGAGCAGGAGUACAAGAGGGAGGAGGACUGGUGCGGGGGCGCUGAUAAGCUGGGGCCCAACUGUGAGUCGGACCACGUCACGCCCAUGAUCAGCAAGCACCAGGAGCAGAAGGAGGCCUUCCUCAAGGCCUGUACACUGGCCAGGCGCAACGCAGACGUCUUCCUGAAGUACCUGCACCGGAACAGCGUCAACAUGCCCGGCAUGCUGUCCCACGUCAAGGCCCCCGAGACCCAGGUCAAGAACAUCCUCAAUGAGCUGCUUCAGAGGGAGAACAGGGUGCUCCACUUCUGGACCAUGAGGAAGAGGAGGCUGGACCAGUGUCAGCAGUACGUGGUGUUUGAGCGCAGCGCCAAACAGGCACUGGAGUGGAUCCACGACACGGGAGACUUCUACCUGUCCACACACACCUCCACGGGCUCCAGCAUCCACCACACCCAGGAGCUGCUCAAAGAGCACGAGGACUUCCAGAUCACCGCCAAGCAAACCAAAGAGCGCGUGAAGCUGUUGAUCCAGCUGGCCGACGGCUUCUGCGACAAGGGCCACGCCCACGCGGUGGAGAUCAAGAAAUGGGUGGCGUCCGUCGAUAAGCGCUACCGGGACUUCUCCAUGCGCAUGGACAAGUACCGGGGCUGUUUGGAGUCAGCUCUCGGCAUCUCCUCAGACUCCAACAAGGCUAGUAAAGACCUCCAGCUGGACAUCAUUCCCGCCAGCGCCCCGGGGUCAGAGGUCAAACUAAGGGACGCUGCCCACGACCUCAACGAGGAGAAGAGGAAGUCCGCCCGCAGGAAAGAGUUCAUCAUGGCAGAGCUUAUCCAAACAGAGAAGACCUACGUCAGAGACCUACGGGAGUGCAUGGAUACGUACCUGUGGGAGAUGACCAGUGGUGUAGAGGAGAUCCCACCAGGGAUUAUCAACAAGGAGCACAUCAUCUUCGGCAACAUGCAGGACCUCUACGAAUUCCACCACAAUAUCUUCCUCAAGGAGUUGGAGAAAUAUGAGCAGCUUCCAGAAGAUGUGGGCCAUUGCUUCGUCACCUGGGCGGACAAGUUCCAGAUGUACGUCAACUACUGUAAGAACAAGCCCGACUCCACCCAGCUCAUCCUGGAACACGCAGGGCCCUAUUUUGACGAGAUCCAGCAGAGGCACAGACUCGCAAACUCCAUCUCGUCUUACCUCAUCAAACCAGUGCAGAGGAUCACCAAGUACCAGCUGCUGCUCAAGGAGCUCUUGACCUGCUGCGAGGAGGGGAAGGGGGAGAUCAAGGACGGCCUGGAGGUGAUGCUCAGCGUCCCCAAGAGAGCCAACGACGCCAUGCACCUCUCCAUGCUGGACGGCUUCGACGGGAACAUCGACUCCCAGGGAGAGCUGAUCCUGCAGGAGUCCUUCCAGGUGUGGGACCCCAAGACCCUGAUCCGCAAAGGCCGCGAGCGCCACCUCUUCCUGUUCGAGAUGUCCCUGGUCUUCAGCAAGGAGGUCAAGGACUCCAACGGACACAGCAAAUACCUCUACAAGAGCAAGAUGUUUACUUCCGAGCUGGGAGUGACAGAGCACGUGGAGGGGGACCCCUGCAAGUUCGCUCUCUGGGUGGGAAGGACCCCCACCUCCGACAACAAGAUCGUGCUCAAGGCUUCCAGCAUCGAGAACAAGCAGGACUGGAUCAAACACAUCCGGGAGGUGAUCCAGGAGCGAACCAUCCACCUGCGGGGGGCGCUGAAGGAGCCCAUCCACAUGCCCAAGGCCACCACGACCAAACACAAAGGCAGACGGGAUGGAGAGGAUCUGGACAGCCAGGGCGACGCCAGCAGCCAGCCAGACACCAUCUCCAUCGCCUCGCGCACCUCCCAGAACACCCUGGACAGCGACAAGCUGUCGGGCGGCUGCGAGCUCACCGUGGUCAUCCACGACUUCCUGGCGGGCCACGGCGGCCACGGGGCCCACGGGGCCCACGGGGGCCACAGCGGCGGGCUGGAGCUGACGGUGCGGCGCGGCCAGACGGUGGAGGUGCUGGAGCGCUGCCACGACAAGCCCGACUGGUGCCUGGUGCGGACCACCGACCGCUCGCCCGCCCUGGAGGGCCUGGUGCCCUGCGCCAUGCUCUGCAUCGCCCACUCCCGCUCCUCCAUGGAGAUGGAGGGCAUCUUCAACCACAAAGACACGCUGUCCGUCUCCAGCAACGACGCGCUGCAGCCGGGCUCCAGCCACACCCUGGGGCCCCACAUCUCCCCGGGGCCCAAGCGUCCGGGCAACACGCUGCGCAAGUGGCUGACCAGCCCCGUGCGGCGCCUGAGCUCGGGCAAGGCCGACGGCCACGUCAAGAAGCUGGCCAACAAGCACAAGAAGAACCGCGGCGAGGUGGUCCGCAAGACGGCCGCCGACCUGCCGCUGGGCUCCCACAAGGACCCCGACGACACGGCCGCCACGCCCCAGGACGAGACCCUGGAGGAGCGCAUGCGCAACGAGGGCCUGAGCAGCGGCACGCUGUCCAAGUCGUCGUCGUCGGGCAUGCAGAGCUGCGGGGAGGAGGAGGGCGAGGAGGGGCCUGACGCCGUGCCUCUACCGCCCCCUAUGGCCAUCCAGGUGCACAGCCUGCUGCAGCCAGACUCCCAGGACGACAAGCCGGCAAUUGGCUCCCCGAUUGACACUCCUCUUAGGGUGGCCCCGCCCACCCAGUCCUCACCUGGAGGUGUGGAGGUCCAAGGCCCCAACCCCUCUACGGCAUCUCGACUGUCCAGUCGUCCCAGUAGCUCGGAGACUCCCAGUGCCGCUGAACUGGUCAGCGCCAUCGAGGAGUUGGUGAAGAGCAAGAUGUCUCUGGAGGACCGUCCCAGCUCUCUGUCGGUGGAGCAGGGCGACAGCAGCUCCCCCUCUCUCAUCCCCUCAGACAACUCCCUCCUCUCGUCGUCCUCCCCCAUCGACGAGUUGGACGACAGGAAGUCCGGCUUCCUCAAGAGGAGACAUUAUGUGAUGCUGGAGCUGGUGGAAACCGAAAGAGAUUACGUCAGGGACCUUGGCUCUGUGGUGGAGGGCUACAUGAGCAGGAUGAAGGAGGAGGGCGUUCCUGACGACAUGCGAGGAAAGGACAAGAUUGUGUUCGGGAACAUCCAUCAGAUCUACGACUGGCACAAAGAUUUCUUCCUGGCUGAGCUUGAAAAGUGCCUGGAGGAUCCCGAGAGGCUGGCUUCUCUGUUUGUCAAACAGGAGAGGAGACUGCACAUGUACAUAGUGUACUGCCAAAACAAGCCCAAAUCCGAACACAUCGUCUCGGAGUACAUCGACAAUUACUUUGAGGACCUCAAGCAGAGGUUGGGUCACAGACUACAGCUCACUGACCUGUUGAUCAAACCUGUGCAGCGCAUCAUGAAGUACCAGCUCCUGCUGAAGGAUCUUCUCAAGGUCUCCAAGAAGUCCGGUGCAGACUCGCUGGAGCUUGAGAAAGCCGUGGAGGUGAUGUGUGUGGUGCCCAAGCGCUGCAACGACAUGAUGAAUGUCGGCCGCCUCCAGGGAUUUGAAGGUAAGAUCGUGGCCCAGGGCAGGCUACUACUGCAGGACACCUUCAUGGUGUCGGACCAGGACGGAGGCCUCCUCUCCAGGAUGAAGGAGAGGAGGGUCUUCCUCUUUGAGCAGAUCGUCAUCUUCAGCGAGCCCCUGGACAAGAAAAAGGGCUACACGACUCUGGGCUACCUCUUCAAGAACAGCGUCAAGGUGAGCUGGCUGGGUCUAGAGGAGAACCCAGAUGACCCCUGUAAGUUCACCCUGACGUCCCGGUCCACCAGCGGGGGGCAGGAGCGCUACACCCUGCACUCCCCCAGCUCCGCCGUCAGCCAGCUCUGGGUCCACCAGGUCAGCCAGAUCCUGGAGAACCAGCGCAACUUCCUCAACGCGUUGACCUCUCCCAUCGAGUACCAGAGGAACCACGUGGGGGGCGGCGGGGCCGGGGGCCCCCCCAGCAGCAGUAGCAGCGGUGGGGGCAGUGCCGGGGGUCUGGCCGGGGGCAGCAGCUCCAGCAACCCCUCCUCCCGCCUCCCGCAGCCCGUCCACCACCACCACCCCCCGGGCCCCGACGGGCCCGACCCAUCAGCAGGUACGUGGUCGUCUCCCUGCCGCACCCCCCCCACACCCCCCCUGACCCCCCGGGGCUCCCUCCUCCCGCCCAACCCCUACCCCUACCUGGACGCCGAUGUCGUGGGGGAGGCUCUUGAGUCGGGGGGGCCCGAGGUGCCCCGGAUGCGGGUGCUGGACGGGCCCCUGGGUAGCGGCGGCGGCGGCGGCGGUAGCAUCGGCGGAGGCAGCAGCAGCGGCAGCAGUGGAGGCAGCAGCGGCAGCAUCGCUAACAACGCUAACACCGCUAACGGCUUGUGUGGGAGCGCGGAGGGCAGCCCCGGGCACCGGGGCCCCCGGGGGCCCUCAGGGGAGGGCCAGAGACAUACCGCCGCGGGGAUCCCGCAGAUGGCAGUGGCCCCCUUGAUCACGCUGCCCCUCAAGACCCCCCGGGUCGCCACGGUUACGCCGUUAGCCCCGCCGCAGUCUCCCAGUGGAGGAGGAGGAGGAGGAGGGUUCAACAAGGACGCCGGCGUCGUGCCCGCCAGCCCGGCUCACAAGGGCGGGACGUUCUGGGCCGGGGUCCCGGCGGUACCGGCCUCCCCCGCCGGCCGGUCGGGGGCCUUCCCCUUCCCCGCGGUCGGCGACGGGGCGGGGUCGCCCUGCGGGGGCGGCGGCGGCGGCGGCGACUCUCUGGGCCGCGGCACACCCUCCCAGCAGCACCGGCCCCGCUGCCACUCGGGUCACAGUAAGGACCAGGACCGCAUGAGCACCUGCUCCUCCACCAGCGAGCAGUCCAUACACUCCACCCAGAGCAACGGGAGUGAAAGCAGCAGCAGCAGCAGCAGCACGGUGUCCACCAUGCUGGUGACCCAGGACUACGGGGCCGUGAAGGAGGACGAGGUGAGCGUGCUGCAGGGCGAGGUGGUGCAGAUGCUGGCCAGCAACCAGCAGAACAUGUACCUGGUGUACCGGGCCGCCACGCAGCACUGCCCGGCCGCCGAGGGCUGGAUCCCCGGCCACGUGCUGGGCCACACCUCGGCCUCCGUCACGCCCGACCUCCCGGAGGGCACCAUCAAAAAAUCAUUAUCAUGGCACACAGCACUUCGUAUCCGACGUAAAUCUGAGAAGAGGGACAAGGAGGGCAGGAAGGAGACCAAGAUGGAGAACGGCUUCCGCAAAUCCCAGGACGGCCUGGCAAACAAAGUCUCUGUCAAGCUUCUAAACCCCAACUACAUAAAUAAUGCACCCCCUGAGUUCCUGGUGCCCGUGGCCGACGUGGCGUGCGACCGAGGGGACAACGUCACCCUGCGCUGCAAAGUGUGCGGCCGGCCUCGGGCCACCGUGUCCUGGCACGGCCCCGACAACAGCGCCCUCGGCAACAGCAGCCGCUUCAGCGUCAGCUACAGCGAGACCGGGGAGGCGGUGCUGAACAUCCUGGGCGCCUCGGUGGAGGAUGUGGGCGUGUACACCUGCAUCGCCACCAACGUCUCGGGCUCCGUCACCUCCUCCGCCAGCCUCAGGGUCUUAGGGGCCUCUGACGACAGGAGUGAAUUCGUCUGGAAGAGCAGCUUUGAGUCCUACUACACCGAGACCAGUGAGCUGGGAAGGGGCCGUUUCUCGGUGGCCAAGCGGUGCGAGCAGCGGGGGAGCAAGCGCUCGGUGGUGGCCAAGCACGUAAACAAGCGUCUGCUGCGGCGAGAGCAGGUGCUGCGGGAGGUUCGGCUGCUGCAAUCGCUGGACCACCCCAACCUGGUGGGGCUGUUGGACACCUACCAGACGGCCACCAGCUACGUGCUCGUCCUGGAGAUGGCGGAGCAGGGCCGGCUGCUGGACUACAUCGUGAGCUGGGGCAGCCUGACGGAGGAGAAGGUGGCCUUCUACCUGCGGGACGUCCUGGAGGCCCUGCACUACCUCCACAGCUGGAGGAUAGCACACCUGGACGUCAAGCCAGAGAACCUGCUGGUGGAGCACGUCUCCUCCCAGCCCACGGUGAAGCUCACGGACUUUGGCGACGCGGUCCAGCUGGAGCCGCCCUCCUCCUACGUCCACCCGCUCCUCGGCAGCCCGGAGUUCGCCGCUCCGGAGCUGGUACUGGGUCAGCCCGCCUCCGUCAUGGCCGACAUGUGGAGCUUGGGAGUGGUGACCUACGUGGUGCUGAGCGGGGCGUCGCCCUUCCUGGACGACAGCGUGGAGGAGACGUGUCUGAACGCGUGCCGGCUGGACUUCAGCUUCCCACACGACUACUUCCAGGGCGUGAGCGCCGCCGCCCGCGACUUCGUGUGCGCGCUGCUCCGGAGCGAGCCGGACGCCAGGCCCGGCGCCGCCGCCUGCCUGCGGACACCGUGGCUACAGCCCCGCGGCGGCCCGCGUGCUGGAGGACCCCCGACCCCGGCGCCCCACGCCGCCCCCCCCCCGGUGGGGGACGUCCACCUGGACACCUCCCGCCUCAUCUCCUUCAUCGAGCGCCGGAAGCACCAGACGGACGUGCGGCCCGUCGCCGCCACGCAGCACUUCCUCCACAGCCGCCUCCUCGACCACGCCUGAUUGGCCGCGGCCCGGUUGUGACCGCACGACACCCCCCCCCCCCCCCCCCCGG
Molecule: messenger RNA, 10068 nt
Organism: Gadus chalcogrammus (walleye pollock)
Lineage: Eukaryota; Metazoa; Chordata; Actinopteri; Gadiformes; Gadidae
Gene: triob
Product: trio Rho guanine nucleotide exchange factor b
Exons: 64
Coding region: 243-10016 (3257 amino acids)
Biological process (GO): intracellular signal transduction; protein phosphorylation
Cellular component (GO): cytoplasm
Molecular function (GO): protein binding; ATP binding; protein kinase activity
Source: RefSeq, a predicted model, not a curated record